CCAGUAUAGAUUUUAUUGCUUUCAUUUAAAAACGCAUCAGCGGUAUGCUCCCUGGGCUUUCUUCACGAGGUGAUGCCGGCUCUUUCUGCAAGUGUAGUUAGAAUCUAGUUUCUUCUUUAUAAAUACACUGUAAACAUUAGCUCAGUGUUGUGUACCAUCCAUUUAGUUUCUUUGCUUGCUUAUUAUGGACAGCCUAAUUCUGUGCUAGCUUUACUUGCUUUUAAAAAUGAAGACAAAUUUUAAACAGCUGACCAAAAUUAUGUUACCUCAUGUGGAGGCUGGGGUUAAGCAACAUCUGUGACCUGGCUAAGAGAAAGAAACCUGGGCUUCAGAUCAGUUUGUCAAAUGAUAUUUUAAGCUUUAAAUUCUCCAUAGUAUCAGUUGGACAAGGACAUAGACAGUCUUCAAUUCUGUUUGCAUUUUGCAGUGAUGGAGGAGAUAAACAAAGAGUGCCAGGCUCAGACAGUUCUACUGAGUUCAGCUAAUUUGAGAAGUGUUAAAAAUGGUGGAGAGUUCGUAGAAGAAAAGUUUGAUGAGGGUUUAGUUUUGUAAAUCUUGCAAAAUGCAUGCUUGUAUUUUCCAUAAAGACUAUUUAAAGUUUGACCAGUUCAUCUUCUGAGUUACAGUGAUGCCAUCUACUUAAAUUUUCAUUGAUGUUAUUAAAGAACAAGCUAUUAAAAUAAGUGUCCAACCAAGAGUUGAUAUGGACUGUCAGUAGCAGAAACCAAUUUGCCACAGGCUCAGUGCUUCCUAUAAAUCUAGGAGUGGAUGUUGACUUAACAAUAAUUGACAGAAUCCCUAAAUACUUCAAUAAAUACUUCUGGUUUUAAAAAUCUCACUGCUAAGUCACAUCCAAAUACUAAGACUCAAACCCUUAUGUUCUAAGGAGAAGAGGAACUUGACAUGGGGAAAAACACCAUGAAGCUUCUCUGUGCUUCACUUUCUCUUGCCAUGAUAUGCUGGCUAGCUGAAGGUACCCUGUCAAAAACAGAUGCAAAGAAAGGUGCUACAAAAAAACUGGAGGAAAAGAAGCUGCAUUCUGAUAAAAAUGUUCAGGACCGGGGAUUGGUGGUUGUGGAUCCAAAAGCAAAGGAUAUUAUACUGGAACAUAAAAGUUAUUGCUCCAAGAAGAUGAAGGAACGACAUUUCUCAGGAGAUGUUCUGGGAUAUAUAACUCCUUGGAACAACCAUGGCUAUGACAUUGCUAAAAUAUUUGGAAACAAAUUUACACUAAUCUCACCGGUUUGGUUACAAGUGAAAAGGAGAGGGAAGGAAAGGUUCCAGUUCACUGGGCUCCAUGAUGCUGAUCAAGGCUGGAUGAAAGAUGUGAGAAAAACCUCCAAAAACAUCAAAAUAGUGCCUCGAAUUUUGUUUGAUGGCUGGACUUACCAAGACUUUGAGAGUGUUUUUGGUAGUGAAGAUGAGAUAGAGGAACUUUCCAAGAACAUGGUUCUGCUAGCCAAGAAUGAAAAUUUUGAUGGUUUUGUAAUUGAAGUUUGGAGUCAGCUGGGAAAUCAAAAGCAAACGGAGUUGAUUCACUUGCUCACUCACCUUUCUGAAGCUCUCCAUGAAGCACAACUUAAACUCAUACUGGUCAUCCCUCCUGCAGUUGCAGCAGGGACCAACCAGCCAGGAAUGUUCACAAAGAAAGAAUUUGAUCAGUUGGCCUCAGCAAUAGACAGCUUCAGUCUCAUGACAUAUGACUAUUCUGCACCACAUCGACCUGGCCCAAAUUCCCCCCUUCCCUGGGUACGAGCUUGUGUUGAAGUACUGGAUCCUGAUUCAAAAUGGAGGAAUAAAAUACUUUUAGGACUGAAUUUCUAUGGCAUGGACUAUUCUGCUUUGGGAACCUCUGGGGAGCCAGUCCUUGGCAACAGGUACAUUGAAACCUUGAAGGAACACAAGCCAAAAAUUGUCUGGGAUGAACAAAUUGCUGAACACUAUUUUGAAUACAAAAAAAAUAAGGGAGGAAAACAUGCAGUCUUCUACCCAACACUGAAGUCCAUCCAGUUGCGCUUGGAGCUUGCAAAGGAAUUGGGCACUGGAAUAUCCAUCUGGGAACUGGGACAAGGCCUGGACUAUUUUUAUGACCUGCUUUAAAAUGAGAGAUGAUCUGAGAAAGACUUUAUUUGCUUCACUGAGGCUCCACCUUCAAUUAAUCCUGAAGAGGUAUCCUGAAGAGGUGAUUUUUAAAAUAUUUUUUGUAAUUUAUAUCAUAUGUGUAUUAAACUUCCAUUUUUUUUCCCAAUAAAGAAUCUUUUUUUGAUUUGCCA
Messenger RNA from Poecile atricapillus (Black-capped chickadee), 2273 nucleotides. It is a transcript of the gene CHID1, whose product is annotated as chitinase domain containing 1. The transcript has 14 exons. Lineage: Eukaryota; Metazoa; Chordata; Aves; Passeriformes; Paridae. Bases 904 to 2100 code for a protein of 398 amino acids. The record is from RefSeq and is a predicted model, not a curated record. Gene Ontology annotation, molecular function: chitin binding; oligosaccharide binding. Gene Ontology annotation, biological process: carbohydrate metabolic process. Gene Ontology annotation, cellular component: extracellular region.